AUGUCUUUUUCAUCUAAUUCAACAUUUAAACACAAGAAAUAUGGACCAGCUAAAGUCAAUGUCGAUAUUGCAAAACGUAAUCAGAGACAAGAGCUUACUGUUACUAUUCCAGUGUCAACUGAAUGGAAAGGUGCAAUGAGACAUAAUGGGGGAAGAGAUUACAGUGAUGUUCACACCAUUUCGAUUUUAUCCAUGCUUGCUGGUUCUAGACAAUUUAUAGAAAUGUGUGAUUGUUUUGAUCAAUUUAAAAUUAUGGAUGUUCAUAUUUGUGGUGAUGUUAGUAAAGGAGUAUCUACAUUAAUGAAUUUCAAAGUAUGUUUUAUAAAGAGUCUUUCACUUCAAGUAAGUACAGAUAAUGGAACAAAUUGGAGGGAUAUUACUGCGGCUGAAUUAUUAGCUGAUAUUAAUAAGGAAUUUUUCUCUGACAGAAGAGCUGGAGAUUUUAUUAUUUAUUAUAAUACGAAUUUUUAUAUUGGAAAACCAGAAACCAGUGCAAAUGGAGCAGUAAUUGCCACACAGGUGCUCAGUUUUCCAACUGUUUAUGGUUUAGCUAGUCGUCGUACUGUUCCUCCUGGUUUUUUUACUCCAAGUCCUACUGGUGUUUCAUAUGUAGAACCUAGUUUUGAUGUUCUUUCUUCUUAUUCUUCUUUUAUAUAUCAGAGCAAGUUGCCUGGUGCUAGUUUACAUCUAUCACUUGAUGUUGCUGGUGUGUCUUCUAGUGAAAAAAUGAUGACAACACCUACUAUGAUGGCAGGAAAGUUAUAUAAAUUUAUUCCAGAGAAUCAAAAUGGACGUUUUUUCCCUUUUAUUAUGUAUGGUGCUAAAGCUACUCUUCCUACUGGUGCUGGUGAUAUUACAGAUGCUCUUUCUUUUAUUGAUGAUGGUGGUAUUUCAUGGACUAGUAAUCAAGGAAUACCACAAGAGGAAGAGGAAAUUAUUUUAAGUAAUGCCAAUGUCGAUUUACAGGAUGUUAUUCUCGAUAAUGUGAAAAUAAAAGUCCAUGUUAGACGAGGGAUUGUAGUUGGAGGAUUUGAGGGAGCAGAUGCUGGAGUUUUUGAGGAGGCAUAUAAACAGGCACUUGCAGACAAUACCACUGUUGAGACUGAUGGUUCAUAUAUUAUGAAAAUUAUGGGGUAUAUUACAGUGAGAUUUAAGCAAUUGCGUUCAUCUCCUCUUGAGAUUGUUGAAGCAUAUAAUUUUACGGAUGCAUUGAAACGAUAUGGUGUUGAAAACAUUCCAGUUGAUACUUUCUUGACUCUUGGCUCUCUUGCUGAAGGAACGGGUAUUACUUCUUAUGCAUGUAAUAUGGUUAAAAAGGGAGUUAAGAAUGUAAUUGGUCCAUUAGUUGAAAGUGUCAUUUCUGAUGCUGUACCUGGUUAUAAUACCGCUAAAGUGUUGGUAGGAUAUGCUUAUACUGGUAUUUCUGAAGGUAUGGAGUUUAUUGAUAAUAAUACGUAUUUGAGUGCUGGUCGAGAUGCUUUGGAAUCUGUCUUAAUUGGUGGGUUGAGGAAAGUCGCAGGUGAUAAAGUUGUCGAUUUUUGCGGUAAUGUUACUUCAUUACUUUCAAAGACUAUAUCACUCUUUAAUUAG
Molecule: messenger RNA, 1590 nt
Organism: Entamoeba histolytica HM-1:IMSS
Lineage: Eukaryota; Evosea; Mastigamoebida; Endamoebidae
Exons: 2
Coding region: 1-1590 (529 amino acids)
Source: RefSeq, a predicted model, not a curated record